CGAUUUGCAAAAUCUUUUCUUCCGCCUCAGUCAAAACCUUAGAUCUGCUCUUUUUCCGCCAUUAAAACCUUGCAUCUAUUCUUUUACCGAUGUGUUGUCUUCCAUGAGAAGAUCUAGAACAGAUUUACUUGGGUGGGGAUUGUGGAGGUGAUGGUGGCUACAAGUGCAAGAGAGGUCAUCUGCGAUGGUUCCGGAGAGUCAGCGGCGGCAAUGCCGGAGAAUCGUUGUCGGCGCUGCAGGGGAGUCAUCGGCGGUAGCUUUGACAGUUUUGACAUUCGUAAAAGCACCAAUUUGAAGGUUUCGGGUGUUGUUGUGUGGCGGUACGUUGUAUGCAACCGCGAAGGUCAUAAGCAUUUUGCAUCAACCUGCAACAAACCCACUCACGACGAUGGAGACUUGCCCAAGGCAAAACAAAGGAGACGCAUUUCCAAUCGUGUUGAUUGCAAGGCGCGUGUGGCGUUUAGGCUCACGGGUGGUGUAGGCUACUCCAUAUCAUCAUUCAUUGAAAGUCAUAAACAUCCCAUGAUGUCCCUUCAAUCUAGGCCCUUUUUGAAAAUCAACAGAAAUCUAGAAAUUGGCCACAAGAAGUUUAUGUUGAAUUGUGCAAAGGCGAGCAUUGGCCCUAUGAAGUCCUACCGAUUGUUUAAGGAAUCAGUUGGUGGCUUUAAUAAUGUGGGUGCCACUGCAAUUGACUUCAAAAAUUUCAAACGAGACUUAAAGGCAUAUAUUGCAGGCGCUGAUGCUCAAAUGCUCAUUGACAAACUAUUCAGAAAGAAACAAACAUGCUCAGCAUUCCAUUUUGACUAUGAUGUUGAUGAGAGUGACCAGCUAACUAGGGUAUUCUGGUGCGAUCCUAUUGCUAAGAAGAACUACGCAAUGUUUGGAGAUGUCAUUUCAUUUGAUGCAACCUUCAACACAAAUAGGUACAAAAUGGUUUUUACACCAUUUACUGGUGUAGAUAAUCACCGCAGAUGUGUAACCUUUGCAGCUGGUCUGCUGCGCAGAGAAGAUGUUCCUUCGUACAGAUGGUUGUUCAAUCGGUUUCUUGAUGCAAUGGGUCAUGCACCGCAAUGCAUAAUCACGGACCAAGACACUUCUAUGGCUAUUGCUAUUCCAGAGGUUUUCCCAAACACAGUCCAUCGUCUCUGUAUGUGGCAUAUUACCAACAAAAUUACGUCCAAAGUUGAAAAUGAACUUGCAAAAGAUCAGGACUUUUUGACAAGGUUAAACUCUGUAAUAUGGAGUCAUUACCUCGAGCCUGAAGACUGGGAAAAACAAUGGCAUGAGAUUCCCGCAUACUUUAGGGAUUUGUUCAUGAUUGGUUUACUACGCACAACAUCACGUUCUGAGAGCGAGAAUAGCUUUUUUGGUGAUUUCAAAAAUACCUUCUUCACUCUUGUCGAGUUCUAUAUGCAAUUUGAAAGUGCUAUGGACUCCCAACGACUUAAAACUGCAGACUUGGAUGCAGAUUCAGAAGCAUGCGCCCCUGUUUAUAAAACACCGCUUGCAAUUGAGAAACAUGCAGCAUCCAUCUACACUCUGAGCAUCUUCUACGACGUACAAACAGAGAUAUGUGCAUCAUGCUUCUCGUGCAGCGUGCUACAGGUGGACAAGAAGGAGCAUACGUUAACAUUUGUUGUGCAGGAUUCCCGAGAUAUGGUUGUUAACGUUGAACAUUCAACCUUAGAAAGCUCUUUCUUCUGCACAUGUAAAUAUUGGCAGCGCAUUGGUCUGCUGUGCUGUCACAUAUUCUUGGUGUUCAAGGGACUGAGAAUCAAACUGAUCCCAGAACGUUAUAUUACCAAUAGAUGGUGCAAAACACCACUCCUGAAGCCACUGAUCGAUGUUUCUGGCUUGGACUUUACCUCGGAAUCAUCCGUUGACGAAAAACAAAUUAAUGCUCAACCGUCUAUGGUCUAACAUUCACUCUUGUGUUGCACUCAUUGAAAAUAACCCCGAGUUAUUAUGUGCUUUCUCCAAGGUAAUGGAGAACCUAACCUCUUUGAAAAUUACUGUGGUGUUCCCGCUCCAUCAGUGAUUAAAGUGCUUCCACCUCAACCAGCUCAUAACAAGGGUAGUGGUAAGCGCAUCAAGAGUGCUAAAGAGCUCCAGAUUGAACAAAGCAAGAAGAACAAACGCUUGUGUCGAAC
Messenger RNA from Cuscuta campestris, 2150 nucleotides. The record is from the annotation of a GenBank genome assembly. Lineage: Eukaryota; Viridiplantae; Streptophyta; Magnoliopsida; Solanales; Convolvulaceae.